AUGAAAGUAAUCAGUAGUCAGAAAAUCUCAUUUGUAACAGUAUGCCAUUUGAUUAUUUUUUACGUAUUAUGUAAAGCGAAUGUAGCAACAGCAAUCGCCUGUUAUUCUUGUGUGUCAAUGAACAAAAGUAACCCACCAUGUGAGGAUCCAGUCAGUGCUCAUAUCACGAUUCAACGACCAUGUCGUCAAACGAUACCUGGACAUGAAGGUGGUAUGUGUAACGACAUUCUUAUUACAUCACGAUCAAACCAAACUUUGCAUUUAGCAUAUCAUAUAAAUGUAACACUUAAUUUUGAAGUUUUAAUUCGUUCUGAACAGAUAUAA
Schistosoma guineensis is the source of this 324-nucleotide messenger RNA. The record is from the annotation of a GenBank genome assembly. NCBI's taxonomy places the organism in Eukaryota, Metazoa, Platyhelminthes, Trematoda, Strigeidida, Schistosomatidae.